This is a messenger RNA of Coccinella septempunctata (seven-spotted ladybird), 1878 nucleotides long. It is a transcript of the gene sgl, whose product is annotated as UDP-glucose 6-dehydrogenase. Gene Ontology annotation, molecular function: NAD binding; UDP-glucose 6-dehydrogenase activity. The coding region runs from base 164 to 1618 and encodes 484 amino acids. Gene Ontology annotation, cellular component: nucleus; cytosol. The transcript has 9 exons. The record is from RefSeq and is a predicted model, not a curated record. NCBI's taxonomy places the organism in Eukaryota, Metazoa, Arthropoda, Insecta, Coleoptera, Coccinellidae. Gene Ontology annotation, biological process: glycosaminoglycan biosynthetic process.
UGACUGAUUUCUGAUUUCUUAUUGCAUCGUGGCGCAUCUUGCCUUGAACGUCACGUCCGAUAGUGGAGCCCGAUCAGUGGAGGUGGUUUUAUUUGAAUUUCGGGCAACUUAUUCAACUCAAGUAUAUUGAAGAAAUUGGUUGAAGUGACGUGAGCUUAUCGCAAUGUCUGAAGAAAAAGGGAUAAAAAAUAUCUGCUGCUUGGGAGCUGGAUAUGUUGGUGGACCUACUUGCAGCAUAAUAGCUUUGAAAUGUCCUGAAAUAAAGGUUACUGUGGUUGAUCUUAGUAAAGAGAGAAUAGCCCAAUGGAACUCCGAUAAAUUACCCAUUUAUGAGCCUGGUUUGGACGAAGUUGUCGGUCAAUGUAGGGGCAAGAAUUUGUUCUUCUCGAACGACGUGGAGGGUGCAAUACUCGAAGCAGAUCUGAUCUUCAUUUCGGUAAAUACCCCCACAAAGACGUUGGGAAACGGAAAGGGUAGAGCUGCUGAUUUGAAAUAUGUAGAAGGAGCAGCAAGAAUGAUUGCAGACAUAGCACAAAGUGAUAAAAUAGUUGUAGAAAAAAGUACAGUACCCGUGAGAGCAGCUGAAAGUAUAGCUAAGAUUUUAAGCGCCAAUAGGAAGCCUGGAGUUUCCUAUCAAAUCCUUUCCAACCCAGAGUUCCUAGCAGAAGGUACGGCUGUAAGUGACCUCUUGAAUGCUGAUCGUGUUUUAAUCGGAGGAGACGAAACUCCCGAGGGUCAAUUAGCUAUCGAGAAAUUAUGCAGCAUUUAUGAGCAUUGGAUACCAAGGAAAAAAAUUUUAACCACAAACACCUGGUCUUCCGAGCUCUCAAAACUUGCAGCUAAUGCUAUGUUAGCACAAAGAAUUUCUAGCAUAAAUUCACUGUCUGCUGUGUGUGAAGCUACUGGAGCAGAUGUUUCAGAGGUUGCUAGAGCAGUUGGAUUUGACUCCAGGAUUGGGUCAAAAUUUUUACAAGCUUCUAUAGGUUUUGGCGGGAGCUGUUUCCAAAAGGACAUCUUGAACUUGGUUUACAUCUGCGAGUGUUUGAACCUACCCGAAGUGGCAUCUUAUUGGCAACAGGUCAUCGAUAUGAACGAGUAUCAGAAGUCCAGAUUCACGGCCAAAAUUGUGCAAUCCUUGUUCAACACAGUAAGCGGUAAGAGAAUAUGCAUUUUGGGAUUCGCGUUCAAGAAGAAUACGGGAGAUACCAGGGAGAGUCCCGCCAUCCAUAUAGCCAAAACGCUUCUCGAUGAGGGCGCUUCGUUGAAGAUAUAUGAUCCUAAGGUCGAAUCGGAGAGAAUUUAUGAAGACCUUACACAUCCUCUAAUAUGUGAAGAACCCGAGAAAGUAAGGAAGUUGGUUUCUGUGUAUACAGAUGCUUACUCAGCUGCUGAAGGUACACACGCACUAGUUCUUUGCACAGAGUGGGAUGAAUUCAUUACUUUGGACUAUAACAAAAUUUAUGUGGACAUGAUGAAACCUGCUUAUAUAUUCGACGGACGUAAAAUUUUGGACCAUCAAACAUUAAUAGACAUUGGAUUUCAUGUUCAAACUAUCGGUCGAAAACUUCAGAGACCGAAAUCUAAUAGAUGCUGGAGUAGCAAUCCUAGCAUGAAUUAAGAAGAAAUAUUGGAAAAUUUCAACGAUUUUUUUUUAUAUUUUCCUAAAUAUUAUUAGUAGCAAAUGUAUUUCCUGUUAAUUGAUGUACUUAAUUUUAUUUUUUGAAUUUACAUUUUCUUCACAGUAAGUGCUAAGACCAAAUUCCGAUUCUCUUCAUUUUUAGGCGUUUCUAUUCUCUGAAAGUUUUAUAAUUUACUUGAUUUGAAGUUCAGAAAACUUGAUGAAGAUGGUUUUCAAAAUAUGGAGUAUAUCUACUGUAA